CAUCGAAAACAACCGCGAUCGUUUUCAAAACCUAAACGAGAUCCCGCCCAAGUACCACGUUCGAUCGAUCGAGAUGGAGGCGGGCGGAGCAGUCGCCGGCAAGGUGAAGAAGGGCGCCGCCGGGAGGAAGGUUGGUGGUCCGAAGAAGAAGUCCGUGUCGCGUUCCAUCAAGGCCGGCCUCCAGUUCCCCGUCGGCCGCAUCGGCCGCUUCCUGAAGAAGGGCCGCUACGCGCAGCGCGUCGGCAGCGGCGCGCCGGUGUACCUGGCGGCCGUGCUGGAGUACCUGGCGGCGGAGGUGUUGGAGCUGGCCGGGAACGCGGCGCGCGACAACAAGAGGAACCGCAUCAUCCCCCGCCAUGUCCUGCUCGCCAUCCGCAACGACGAGGAACUGGGCAAGCUCCUCGGCGGCGUCACCAUUGCUCACGGCGGCGUGCUUCCCAACAUCAACCCGGUUCUGCUGCCGAAGAAGGACGCCGCCAAGGAACCCAAGUCGCCGUCGAAGGCCACCAAGUCCCCAAAGAAAGCAGCGUAACAAGAACAGAAAAAAGAAAAAUCAGACUCCGGUUUUUGGCUCCAUUUUGUGGAGAUGAUUGCACAGUAGUGUAUGGUUUGAUCCUGCGUGUUCAUCUGAAAUUUAGCAUGGUGUUUGGUGCUUUUGAAUCUUUUUCUAGGUUAAAAUCACUUCUACUUUAGCGUA
Zingiber officinale is the source of this 697-nucleotide messenger RNA. Its product is annotated as histone H2A-like. Gene Ontology annotation, cellular component: nucleosome. The transcript has a single exon. Lineage: Eukaryota; Viridiplantae; Streptophyta; Magnoliopsida; Zingiberales; Zingiberaceae. Gene Ontology annotation, molecular function: DNA binding; protein heterodimerization activity; structural constituent of chromatin. Bases 74 to 532 code for a protein of 152 amino acids. The record is from RefSeq and is a predicted model, not a curated record.